This is a messenger RNA of Cuscuta campestris, 1577 nucleotides long. Lineage: Eukaryota; Viridiplantae; Streptophyta; Magnoliopsida; Solanales; Convolvulaceae. The record is from the annotation of a GenBank genome assembly.
UUUUAAUUUUUGGAGAGCUUUUUAAAUAAAAAAUGCAGGAACACUUGGGAACAUUGUCACGUCAACGUUGGUAUUAGAGCAACACCAGAGUAUUUAUAAGGCUGACACUCAAUCUCAUUUUUUUCACUCAUUCUCAGGUUGGUUGCUUUAGGGUUUUUUUAAUUUUAAAAUCUACUUUCGUUCCUUGAGAUGAUGAUAACAAGGGUUUAGUCCCAUCAGAAGAAGAUGAAUUAAGGAGGAGAAAUGUUGUUUUCAAGUAAAAAAAGGUUUUGGGCAUAAAUGACAGCAUAUUCAAUGCUUUAUUCCUCGGCUUCACCGGCUGGAGUAAAUGCUAGAAUUGGCGUUGCAAUUUAAUUGUGGAAUUUGAGGGAUUCACGAUGCAUUGCUACAGAUUUCAUUUGAUUUGCAGCUUUCCCAAAAAAAAAUCAGGUUCAAUUUCAUUUGCUCUAAUUUCCUACAUCAUUAUUAAGGUUCUGGGUUUGGUGUUUGGGGAUUGUUUUUGGUCUGGGUUUUGUGUUUGGAUGUAUAUUUUAGCAUUUGACAAAUUUUGGAUGGGUUUUGGAGGAUAAUUUUUGUUUUCCAUUAUUUAUAGCAAGUUGGUGGAUGAAACAAUAUUCACAUACAAAGUCGAGGGCUGCUUUUAUGAAUUGAAGAUGGGAUGAUUCAGGACAGUAUAGACCUAGAUAAAAAAAUGGAUAGGGAGAGGCCAGAGAAAAUGGAGAACACAUGCAAAUAAAGGACACGGUUUUGGAAGUGAGAAAUGGAUUCUACGAGAACUCAUGCUGCAGCUUUGGAUUUUGCUUCUAUAUGCCCUUCAUUAAUGAAAGUUCAUAAUUUAUGCUACUGCACUCUGGUUUUGGAAGUGAGAAAUGGAUUCUACGAGAACUCAUGCUGCAGCUUUGGAUUUUGCUUCUAUAUGCCCUUCAUUAAUGAAAGUUCAUAAUUUAUGCUACUGCACUCUGGUUACUUCGGGUUCGGACUACUUCAUGUUCGGGUCAAUGCGGGUUCGAGUAGAGAACUAUAUGUUCAUCACCAUUAUCAUUCGGGUUCAUGCCGAGUCUUCUUUAUUGGCUGAAGCUUGGCGGUACUUUCAACAAUAUGGAAAUUUCAACGCCUCCACCGAUCAACACAAUGGAAAUUUCACCAUGUACUGGUCUAAGCUUGUUAUACUCAAGACCGCGCUGAGUAAUCUUGGAGCUGCUGUUUUCAUCUUGUUCCAGUGCAUACCUGAGUUGAAACAUUAUGCCCCAAGCGUGCCAAUAGAUGUUGUUGGAACUAGACUUGGUGAGAAAUACUUGAUUUCAGAUCGGAAUAUGGUGACUUCUUAAUCAAGUUCUUCCAUAGUUGCCGACUUUCUGGACUACCCCAAUGAGCCUUGGACAUUAUUCCACGCAACAUGUAUAAUCUAAACUUUUAAAAUUUCUUUUUUAUGCUCUGAGUUUGGAUAAGGAUCAGUUUCAGAACAUAUCUUUCUAUAUUAUAUAAAUAUGAAGUAGGGUUGUGUACCCAUUAUAAAUACGGACUUUGUGCAUCCAUUGUUUUUUUACUUAAUUUGUCAAGAAAUUUGAGUCUUAUAU